AUGUUCAAAUCGCAGAUCCUCACGGAGCGCCAACAACUUGAGCUCAACAAAGCUAUCAUUCAAUACCUAGAGCCGAUUCUAAGCGAGAACGAUCAUCAGACACUCGCCAAACUCUCGGAAACCCUCAAGAUACCUAUCAACUCCAAAGACGAGAGCUCCAAUAUCGUGUCGAACUACUUGGAAAAGAAGUGGUCUACGGUGUUAAGAUUGCAAAGAAAGAUCAUUGAUUUAGAGAAUGAAGUGAGUAAUCUCAGAACUGUUAUCGAUUCACAACAAGCACUAGGACCUGUGAAUGGCGGUUCCUCGGUUAUAAGCAAAGAUAAAAUCAACUGGUUGCCAUCAUCCACCAGCAAGGUAUUUUCUACUCAGUUGAACCAAAUGAUCCAAACAAACACCAUACACCCACACUUGCCUGUGGUCCUCGCUGGGUGCUCUGAUGGAUCCAUAAUAGUAUGGAGCUUGGUCAACGACGAGAGCUCCAUCCCUGACAAAAUCAUCAAAGCACAUACCCGAGGGGUGAACAAAUUGGUAUGGUCAAGAGACCCAGUCGACUUAAGCACCGGUCCUUCCAACAUCAUAAACUCUACAUUAGCAUCAUCAUCAUACUUACUAGCAUCUUGUUCUUCGGAUUUGUCCAUUAAAAUCUGGAACGGCUCAUCCUACAAGCAUAUUAGAACCUUGACAGGUCACGAACACACCAUAUCUUCCAUCAAAUUUUCUCACAUAAAGCCUACUAUCUUGUAUUCUGUUUCCAGAGACAAGACCGUUAAGAUCUGGGACUUGGUCAACGGAUACUGCAUUAAAAGCUUCAUAGGACACAGUGAAUGGGUGAGGGAUAUAGAUGUGAUAAGCAUUAACUCAAAGCUUCUGCUCGGACAAAUUAAGCAGAGUGAUAUGGGUGAUUUCAUAUUGACAUGCUCGAACGAUCAGUCUGCAAGGUUAUCCCACGCAGACUCGGGAACAGGCUUGGCCUUGCUCAUUGGACACAACCACGUAAUUGAGGCCAUUAAAUUUUUACCCUUGACCUCGAACAUUAUAAUUGACAAGUACCUCAAGGACAACAUAACAUUAUUUCCAAGCAUCUCACAAGAAGUCAUUUCCGACCCUGUGUACUCGGAGACAUUGGGUUAUAAGUACUGUAUCACAGCAAGCAGAGAUAAUACUAUUAAGCUCUGGCUCUUACCUCCCCCAAUUCUUGUUCCACAUAGACAUCCCUUACCUGCAAAGGUUAAUAAUUCACAAGCAUGGUUGAUAGCUGAUUUGAUCGGACACCAGUCGUGGGUGAAAGGGGUUUCAAUCCAUCCUAACGGAAGGUUUAUAUUCAGUGGAGGAGACGACAAAACCAUAAAGAUUUGGGAUCUUGAAAGUCUCAAUGUGGGAGGUAAGGUCAGAUGCAUAAGAACUUUGAGUGGGCAUGAUGGUUUCAUCAACGAUUUAGAAUUUGCUAGCUUCAAAAUAGAUCAAUUGGAAGCAAAGGAUGACAAGGAUAAAGUGAAGAGUGAAGAGGAGACACACGGUGAAAUAUUGAAGGCCAUUGAGAAACGGAUGAGAUGUUUAUUCGUAAGUGGGGGAGCUGAUAAUACAAUGAGAUUCUGGGGCUAG
Molecule: messenger RNA, 1602 nt
Organism: Suhomyces tanzawaensis NRRL Y-17324
Lineage: Eukaryota; Fungi; Ascomycota; Pichiomycetes; Serinales; Debaryomycetaceae
Exons: 1
Coding region: 1-1602 (533 amino acids)
Molecular function (GO): protein binding
Source: RefSeq, a predicted model, not a curated record